CGGGCCGCCCCGCGGGGCGGGGAGCGGGUGGGAGCCGCGCAGGGCCCGAGGAGGCCCCGGAGCCCUCCGAGCGGCUGCGGUGGGGGGACGCGGGGCCAUGGGGGGCCGCGGGCUGCUGCCGCUGCUGCUGCUGGGCGCCGCGGGGCUGCUGCUACGGCCGGCGGAGUCUGCGGAGCCGGCGGACCCCGUCAGCGCCGAGCGGAGCCUGGCGUGGGGCCCCGGGCUGGAAGCGGGGCUCACCGUGCCCGUGCGGCACUUCUACAUCCAGGCGGUCAGCGCGGCCGGACGCAACUUCUCCCGCUCCCCGCCAGGAAAAACACAGUUUAAAGUGGUAAUUAAAGCACUUUCUCCAAAAGAAGUCACCAGAAUUUACACGCCUCGGCCUUUGGAUAGAAAUGAUGGUACAUUCCUUAUGCGGUAUCGGAUGUAUGCAAGUGUCACAAAAGGCUUAAAAAUUGAGAUACUUUAUGGUGAUCAGCAUGUGGCUCAAUCACCUUAUAUUUUGAAAGAACCAGUUUAUCAUGAAUACUGUGACUGUCCUGUAGAAGACCCUGAGGUCUGGCAGGACAUGAUGUCCUGUCCAUCCCAAGAGCCUCAGAUUACAAAAGACUUCAUUUCAUUUCCCACCAUUGACCUGCAGCGAAUGCUUAAGGAAAUCCCAGCAAAGUUCAGCCAAACAAGAGGUGCUAUUGUUCAUUACACUAUCCUGGAUAAUCACAUCUACCGGCGCUCCUUAGGGAAGUACACAGACUUCAAGAUGUUCUCCGAUGAAAUGUUCCUGUCGCUGGCCAGGAAGGUUCGUCUUCCUGACGUAGAGUUUUAUCUCAAUGUUGGAGACUGGCCAGUUGAGCAUCGGAAAGCUAAUGACACCCCUGGGCCUGUACCUGUCAUCUCCUGGUGUGGCUCUGUGGAUUCCAGAGAUAUCAUCCUGCCAACGUAUGAUGUAACCCACUCAACUCUGGAAACCCUGCGUGGAGUCACCAAUGACCUCCUUUCCAUUCAAGGAAAUACAGGCCCCUUUUGGGAAAACAAAACUGAGCGGGCUUUGUUUAGAGGUCGAGACAGCCGAGAAGAACGUCUCCAUCUUGUCAAGUUAUCCAAGGAAAAUCCAGAACUACUAGAUGCUGGAAUAACUGGAUAUUUCUUCUUCAGAGAAAAAGAAAAAGAGCUGGGGAAGGCUCAGCUGAUGGGCUUCUUUGACUUCUUUAAGUACAAAUACCAAGUGAAUGUAGAUGGCACCGUAGCAGCAUACAGGUUUCCGUACCUCCUGCUGGGAGACAGCCUGGUAUUGAAGCAAGAUUCCCAGUACUAUGAACACUUUUAUAUUGGAUUAAAACCUUGGAAACAUUAUGUUCCAGUUAAGAGAAACUUAGAGGACUUGCUAGAGAAAAUAAAAUGGGCUAAGAAAAAUGAUGAGGAAGCAAGAAAAAUUGCUAAAGAAGGACAACUAAUGGCAAGAGAAUUACUUCAGCCUCACAGGUUUUACUGCUACUAUUAUAAAGUGCUCCAGAAAUAUGCCGAACGCCAAGCCAGCAAACCUGAAAUACGGGAUGGAAUGGAACUUGUACCUCAGCCUGAUGACAGGGACUCAGUGUGCAGUUGCCUCAGGAAAAAGCCUUUAAGGGAAGAUCUAUAACUGUACUGGAUGGAGAAAAUUACCCACUUAAAAUGCAAGAAUAGGAAUUAAGCUGUGAAAUCUAAGACUCUUAUGCAGUAGCAGGCAUUCUUAGUUAUGUAUUCUUCUUGUAUUUUCAUACCCUUUUUCCUGCUCAUUCUGAUCUACAAUGUCGGUUCUCACAGUUUUGGCUCCAUGACCACCACCAGACAGACACUGAGCCUGCAGUGAGGAGUGUCUGGGGGAUUUGUUUGAUGUACUGCAUCAUCAGGAAGCAGAGCACAGAGCUGCUCGUGUUCCAGAUGGGACCUAUUUACCAAAGUUUUGUGAGGAA
Onychostruthus taczanowskii (white-rumped snowfinch) is the source of this 1949-nucleotide messenger RNA. It is a transcript of the gene POGLUT3, whose product is annotated as protein O-glucosyltransferase 3. The transcript has 8 exons. The coding region runs from base 98 to 1636 and encodes 512 amino acids. Gene Ontology annotation, molecular function: protein binding; glucosyltransferase activity. Gene Ontology annotation, cellular component: endomembrane system. Lineage: Eukaryota; Metazoa; Chordata; Aves; Passeriformes; Passeridae. The record is from RefSeq and is a predicted model, not a curated record.